AAUUGAAUUAAAAAUAUAUAAUAAAUAAUUAAGAAUUCAAGAUUGUCUUCACAGGGGGCAAUUCAUGUUUGAUGUGGAAUCUGAAAUCAGCGUAUAUAUAUCGUAUCAAUUUCUUAGUUGGCAAAGAAUGAUAUUGUAAUAAUAUUUAUUCAAGUAAAACUCAUAAGCAAAGUCAUGUGAGUCAUUUGAUGAAUUAAUUAAAAAGACAAGAUUAGAUAGAUAUACAAUCAAUUUAUUAAUUAUUAAAAAAAAAAAAAACGAAUUGCGUCAAAAUAUUGAAAAUCAAGAUAUACGGCCUUGUCGUUAUUAAACUGUAUUGUUCAUGUGUGCAUAGUACAAUACCCAAAAUUUGCUCUUUGCCUGCCUAUAUAAAUUGUCCCACCUAUCCCCCUCCUUAGCCAUUAAAGGAAAAACAGCUCUCUCUCUCUCUCUCUCUCUCUCUCUCUCUCUAGCUUUCUCUUUGUCUAAAUAAUCUCUCAUCUUUCUCUAUCUAUCUCUCUUCCUCCCCAAGCUAGGAAGAUGGUGAGUAAGUUAAGACUAAAAGACAUCUCAUUCAUGGUUAUUAUGGCUUUACUAGUUUGGCCUUCAUGCUUAAAAACUUGCCAUGCAAGAAAGGGCAAACAGAACUGGAGGCCAAGCAAAGAAGCACCGUUUAGAAAAGAAACAGCAGCAGGCAACGGCCGCGGAGUCUCCACGUUGAUAGGAGGCAAUUACAUAACACCACAAAAAGAUGGUGGCAACUCCGCCAUUUUCAAUGUAUUGAACUAUGGUGCUAAAGGUGAUGGACAUGUCGAUGAUACAAAGGCAUUUGAAGCAGCGUGGGCAGCAGCUUGCAAAGUGCAGGCAUCAACGAUAGUUGUUCCAUCAGGGUCUGUGUUCCUUGUCAAACCAAUCUCUUUCUCCGGGCCUAAUUGUCAAACCGACAUAAUAUUCCAGUUGGAUGGCAAAAUUAUAGCUCCAUCAAGCUCUGGUGCUUGGGGUUCAGGUCCUUUACAGUGGAUUGAAUUUUCAAAGCUUCAAAGAAUCACAGUGAAAGGUAAAGGUGUCAUUGACGGACAAGGCUCUGUUUGGUGGAAUGAUUCGCCCACAUAUAAUCCUUCAGAUGACAACAUAGAGACUGACGCUACAAAAAUGCCAGGCACCAAACCAACGGCUCUGAGGUUCUACGGAAGUACUGGAGUGACAGUGACAGGAAUUACAAUCCAAAACAGCCCUCAGACCCACCUCAAAUUUGACGACUGCAAGGAUGUUCAGGUUUCAAGCAUAGGUGUUUCAUCCCCUGGUGACAGCCCCAACACAGACGGAAUCCACCUGCAGAACUCCCAAGACGUGACCAUUUUCAGCAGUAAUCUUGCAUGUGGAGAUGACUGUGUAUCCAUACAAACUGGAUGCUCAAACGUAUACAUUCACAACGUGAAUUGUGGACCUGGACACGGAAUUAGCAUUGGAGGCCUGGGGAAGGAUAACACCAAAGCUUGUGUUUCAAACGUCACUGUUCGAGAUAUCAAAGUUCAAAACACCCUCACUGGAGUACGAAUUAAGACAUGGCAGGGAGGGUCAGGAUCAGUGCAAAAUGUCAUGUUCUCAAACAUUCAGGUUUCUGAAGUAAAAACAGCCAUAAUGAUUGACCAAUUCUACUGCAAUGGUGGCAAUUCAUGUGCAAAUAAAACCUCUGCUGUGGCAGUUUCAGGCAUAAACUACAUGAAUAUUCAAGGAACAUACACUGAGCAACCAGUGCAUUUUGCAUGCAGCGACAGCUUGCCAUGUACCGGUUUGACUCUAAAUACCAUUCAGCUAAAAUAUGUUGAAGAAGGCAACCAUCCACGUGACCCUUUCUGUUGGGAUGCAUACGGAGAGCUCAAAACUAGCACUGUCCCUCAAAUUGACUGCUUGAAGACUGGCAAACCAUCAGGCGGCGGCACAAAUAAGUACUCAAAUACUGAUUCCUGCUAAGCUUGGUUAUAGCCUAGCUAGGGAAUUAGCUAAUUAGGAAUACAUAUUCAAUACGAAUGCUCUGGUUUUUCAGACCUUAAUGUGGAGGAUACAGGGAAGAAAAAAUAAAAGUGGAAUUUCUAAGAGUAUUAAUAUAAAAAUUACUCAUUGUUACAAUAUAAAAUAAACCAUAUGGCAAAAUUAUGGAAUACGGUUAUUGUAUGUGUAUCAAUCAGCGGCACCAUUCAUAAAACCAAAAAGAAAAGAAGUAAAAAGUAAG
Messenger RNA from Ziziphus jujuba (common jujube), 2212 nucleotides. Its product is annotated as polygalacturonase At1g48100. Gene Ontology annotation, biological process: carbohydrate metabolic process. The transcript is spliced from 6 exons. The coding region runs from base 520 to 1953 and encodes 477 amino acids. Gene Ontology annotation, molecular function: polygalacturonase activity. NCBI's taxonomy places the organism in Eukaryota, Viridiplantae, Streptophyta, Magnoliopsida, Rosales, Rhamnaceae. The record is from RefSeq and is a predicted model, not a curated record.